Molecule: messenger RNA, 618 nt
Organism: Cajanus cajan (pigeon pea)
Lineage: Eukaryota; Viridiplantae; Streptophyta; Magnoliopsida; Fabales; Fabaceae
Product: EG45-like domain containing protein
Source: RefSeq, a predicted model, not a curated record
UGUUAAUAUAUUAUCCACCACUAGCUAGUGGAUAACCCAUCCUCAUGUCUAAGAUCAUGUCACCUACGCUUCACCACUUAUCUUCUCUCUUCAUCCUAUUAAUACUUCUCCCACACCCCUCCAACGCUGACGUCGGCACCGCUUCCCGUUACUCUCCCCCCUAUUUACCAUCGGGUUGUUACGGCACCGAGGCGUCGCAGUUUCCGUCGAGCAACCUGUUUGCGGCGGCCGGAGAUGGAAUAUGGGACAAUGGGGCGGCCUGUGGCAGGCAGUACUUGGUGAGGUGCAUAAGUGCCGAGCAGCCCAGGACUUGCAUUCCUGACCAGAGCAUUCAGAUCAAGAUUGUUGAUUACGCCGCCACUGCGGUGUCGCAGCCCUCCGCCACCGGCACCACCAUCGUUCUCUCCGACAAGGCUUUCGGGACUAUUGCUAAUACAUCGGCCACCUUGGUCAACAUUGAAUUCCAACAGGUAUGAUAUCCGGUAGAAAUUAAUUGGUGUUUGGGAAGGAAGUUGCAUCCGGAAGUUACCUUGGACUUGAUUUGUGUUUGGAGCGAUUGAGGAAUUCGACUGUUGUUGUUGUUGUUAUUUUGAAUAAGAGUGUGUGUGUUGUUUGUUU